AUGGUUGCUGCAUCAGACAAACCUGGACUCUCCAUCACAUUGCCAAUUUUUGUGAAUCAAAGGCCAGAUAAGCUCGGCAGAGAACUGAAGGCACCUGAUGGCAUUCGAGGGCCAGAAUCUACUAAUUUGGCAGCCACUCGACCAGAUAUCCUGCAAAAACAUGAUCUUGUUUCUGUUGUGCUUCUGUGGGGAGAAAUUAUGGAGAGAUUUGUGGACGGCUGCAUUCACAGGGCAGCUGGCCCCUGCUUGCUGGCGGAAUGCCGCAACCUGAAUGGCUGUGAGACUGGACAUGCAAAAAUCACCUGUGGCUACGACCUGCCUGCAAAACAUGUCAUCCAUACUGUAGGGCCAAUAGCCAGAGGCCACAUUAAUGGUUCCCACAAGGAGGACUUGGCAAAUUGCUAUAAAUCAUCUCUGAAGCUGGCGAAGGAAAAUAACCUCCGAUCGGUUGCAUUUCCCUGCAUCUCAACAGGCAUUUAUGGUUUUCCGAACGAGCCUGCCGCAGUCAUUGCCCUAGGCACCAUUAAGGAAUGGCUGGCCAAGCACCACCAGGAGGUGGAUCGGAUCAUCUUUUGUGUCUUCCUAGAAGUUGACUUCAAAAUCUACAAAAAGAAAAUGAGCGAGUUUUUCCCUAUAGAUGAUAAUAAUGAAGAAGACGUUGACAUGAAAGAAGAAUCAGAAGGGCUAGAGCCGAAAGGUCUCUCUCCACCCCACAAGAAGAGCAAAGCAAAGAAACCAGAAUGUUCAAAAGACUCCAGCGAAGAUGAGAAUGGUCCCGAGGAAAAGCAAAGUGCGGAAGAAAUUGAAGGCCAGAGCCAAGAAGCAGAUGGUGUCAGUGUCACCACCAUGCCCAGUCCCACCACAGAAGAGACGGUCGAGGUUUGUAAAGAUGAAGAAUCUGCAAAGGAUGACAGUAUUCCAAAAGACAAUGAAGUAACAGAUGACUCUGCGUGUGAUCAAGACCAGCCCAAUGGACAAGAGAAUGAUUCAACAAAGAAUGACAUAAAUCUUGAGACAGAAUCCCAGAGCUCAUAUAUGGAAACUGAAGAGUUUUCAUCAAACCAAGACGAUGCUACAAUUGUAGAGCAACCAGAAGUGAUUCCACUGACAGAUGAUCAAGAAGAAGAAGAAGAAGAAGGUGCAAACGCUCUAGGCGAGGACACACCUACAGCCUCUGAGAAAAGCCAGGGCUCCAGUGACACCAAAACUGCUACCAGUCCUGAUGUUGAAAUGAAUAGUCAAGUGGACAGUGUAAAUGACCCAACAGAGAGUCUGCAAGAAGAUCACCAAUAGGGGCACAAGGUGAAGCACAGGAACAGAGAAAUCAAAGUCAACGACAGCCCUCAGCCCCACAAGGCCUCUCUUGGCCUUGGGGAGUUGGGGAGAUGAC
Messenger RNA from Octodon degus (degu), 1390 nucleotides. It is a transcript of the gene Macrod2, whose product is annotated as MACRO domain containing 2. The record is from RefSeq and is a predicted model, not a curated record. Lineage: Eukaryota; Metazoa; Chordata; Mammalia; Rodentia; Octodontidae. Gene Ontology annotation, molecular function: ADP-ribosylglutamate-[protein] hydrolase activity. Gene Ontology annotation, cellular component: nucleoplasm. Bases 1 to 1293 code for a protein of 430 amino acids. Gene Ontology annotation, biological process: DNA damage response; purine nucleoside metabolic process; peptidyl-glutamate ADP-deribosylation. The transcript has 18 exons.